CUUUUCACCUUCUGGUCACACGUAACAUUUUUCCGGGCCCUUUUCCACGAAGCAAAAUAGAAACAAAUUUCCUACAUUUCAUGCUAAAUUGGUCCAGGACCGUACUACCAUGCUCAUGAGUCGAGCGCUUUGCCGGAGAUUGCUGCCGCAGGUGGCCCACAGAAUUCAUGCGAAUGUGCCUGUUCUGCGGAUAAACUCUGGCCAUCCGGCGGCCAGGUCCUGCCGGCAAUUCAACAGCAACCGAAAACAGAGCAGCAACCUAAAGCCGACGACCGGGGAACCUGUGGCGGCGGAGCAAAACACGACGGUGCCGCUGAACAAUGUGAUCAAAGCGGUGGCCUUCACAGGAGCAUUUACGGUGGGCUGCUUUGCGGGCGCAACCAUCCUGGAGUACGAAAACACACGAAGCCUCAUCCUGGAAAAGGCGCGCCAGGCGAGAUUCGGUUGGUGGCAAAGUCGCUCAAUGGCGGACCGUGACUACUGGACACAGCUGAAACAGGACAUCCGUCGGCACUGGGACUCCCUAACGCCGGGAGAUAAGAUGUUCGCCCCCAUUUUCCUGUGCAAUGUGGUGGCCUUUGCCAUGUGGCGGGUGCCCGCUCUGAGAUCCACCAUGAUGACAUACUUCACCUCAAAUCCAGCAGCGAGAGUCGUCUGUUGGCCCAUGUUCCUCUCCACCUUUAGCCACUACUCCGCCAUGCACAUAUUCGCCAACAUGUACGUGAUGCACAGCUUUGCCAACGCAGCGGUUCUGUCGCUUGGCAAAGAACAAUUUUUGGCAGUCUACCUCAGUGCCGGUGUCUUUUCCAGCCUUAUGAGCGUGCUGUACAAGGCGGCUACGAGUCAGGCGGGGAUGUCGCUUGGUGCGUCCGGAGCAAUAAUGACACUGCUGGCCUAUGUAUGCACACAGUAUCCGGAUACCCAGCUUAGCAUUCUGUUCCUUCCCGCGUUGACAUUCUCCGCCGGAGCCGGCAUCAAAGUGCUCAUGGGCAUCGACUUUGCCGGCGUUGUACUGGGUUGGAAGUUCUUUGACCAUGCGGCGCAUUUGGGCGGCGCCAUGUUUGGCAUCUUUUGGGCCACGUAUGGAGCACAGAUUUGGGCAAAGCGUAUUGGCCUUCUAAAUUACUAUCACGAUUUGCGCCGGACGAAGCAAAAAUAGUACAUGAUGAGUGGGGGACGGCCAAGUGAACGGACGGGGAGCUGAGGCUACGGAGUGUUAGCAACUAACACUCUGCUGUGACGAUAAAACUGACUUCGGUCUGCCUUAGCAGUUCAUUGAAAUGAGUUAAGUUGAAUAAAACGUUAACAUCCUGUA
Molecule: messenger RNA, 1315 nt
Organism: Drosophila eugracilis
Lineage: Eukaryota; Metazoa; Arthropoda; Insecta; Diptera; Drosophilidae
Gene: rho-7
Product: presenilins-associated rhomboid-like protein, mitochondrial
Exons: 6
Coding region: 110-1159 (349 amino acids)
Cellular component (GO): membrane
Molecular function (GO): serine-type endopeptidase activity
Source: RefSeq, a predicted model, not a curated record